Molecule: messenger RNA, 3211 nt
Organism: Xyrauchen texanus (razorback sucker)
Lineage: Eukaryota; Metazoa; Chordata; Actinopteri; Cypriniformes; Catostomidae
Gene: wsb1
Product: WD repeat and SOCS box containing 1
Exons: 9
Coding region: 340-1611 (423 amino acids)
Biological process (GO): intracellular signal transduction
Molecular function (GO): protein binding
Source: RefSeq, a predicted model, not a curated record
CUUGCAGCCAUUGUAAAACACAGCUUUCAAAUAGAUCACGUCGCAAUUUGAGAUAGACAACUAUUUGCUGUUUUUGGUUUCUUUUAAAUCUCAGUUUGUUAAGCACAAUUGUUCUUUAAAGAAAAAACAGGAAUCUUUUUUUGUCGUAUUUAAUUGUCGUUUAUUUAAAAAAAAAAAAAAAGAAGCGUUGAGACGACUUGCGACACGCCGCAUUCCCAGGCAUCGAAUUUACUGAGGACACACAUACAACCCCCUCGCCGUUUGUUUCGCGCAUUCAUUUGAAGAUUUUUAUUUCAGUAACCAAGAAGACGUAGGUUUAAGGGACGCGUUUCAAUUUAGAUGGCAAGCUUCCCAGAUUUUGUCAACGAAAAUGAAAUAGGUAAAGCCAAGUUUAUCGGGGAACUCCUUCCUCCUGUUGCUCCCUUUGACCAGAAGUCUGGACGGGAGACUUGGACUGUAUCUUUUGCACCUGACGGUUCCUAUUUCGCUUGGUCUCAAGGGCAUCGGAUUGUUAGACUUGUACCAUGGAAAAAAUGUUUAGCCAGCUUUUCUGUAAGCAAGGAAGAUCGGUCGAGUGGUGCAGGGUCUCAGCGACUCUCUCGGCAGAACAGUGAGAGCAGUUUGGUGCCAGGUGAGCCUAGAGAGCACACCAUCGAUUGCGGUGACAUUGUGUGGGGGCUGGCCUUUGGCUCUUCCGUUCCUGAGAAGCAGAGUCGCUGCGUGAACAUCGAAUGGCACCGCUUCAAGUUCGGUCAGGACCAGCUACUGCUUGCCACCGGCCUCAACAAUGGCCGCAUCAAAAUCUGGGACGUCUAUACAGGAAAGCUUUUGUUGAACCUGAUGGACCACACAGAAAUUGUGCGGGACCUGACAUUUGCCCCAGAUGGAAGUUUAGUGCUGGUUUCUGCCUCGAGAGACAAGACUCUACGUGUGUGGGACCUCAAAGAUGACGGUAACAUGGUGAAAGUACUACGUGGCCAUCAAAACUGGGUCUACUGCAGCACUUUCUCUCCUGAUUCAUCAGUCCUUUGUUCUGUUGGUGCAGGAAAAGCGGUCUUCCUGUGGGACAUGGAUAAGUACACACUUAUCCGUAAGCUAGAGGGUCAUCAUAACGAUGUGGUGUCCUGUGAGUUUUCUCCUGAUGGGGCUCUGCUGGCCACAGCUUCCUAUGACACCCGUGUCAUAGUAUGGGACCCUCAUUCAGCAACCAUUCUGCUUGAGCUGGGGCAUCUCUUCCCUCCUCCCUCACCCAUAUUUGCUGGAGGAGCAAAUGAUCGAUGGGUUCGCUCCGUUGCCUUCUGUCACGAUGGUCGGCACAUUUCCAGUGUCACUGAUGACAGGUUGGUGCGGUUCUGGAGCAUUGAUGAGAGGAGUCCUCAAGCCAUCGCCCAUCUCACUAAUGGCCUCUGUUGUGCCUUUUCUACUGAUGGAAGUGUCUUAGCUGCUGGGUCUCGUGAUGGCAGCGUGCAUUUCUGGGCUUGUCCACGCAGUAUUGCAAGCCUCCAGCACCUGUGCCGCAUGGCCUUGCGGAGAGUCAUACCCACCCAGCAGGUUUACACGCUGCCUAUUCCUUUCUCCAUGCAGGAUUACUUGGCCUACAAGAUGCUUUAGCUUAGAACACAUACAACAGCACUCUGUGAAACCAAUGUUUUUUUUCUUUUUUUUUUUUCUUCUCCUGCCCUGGCACAACAACUUAUACAGCACCUCAGUGUGGGUAAAUGAUGGCUAAUGCUGGGUUACAGUGGUGCUUCUCUUGCUCUGUUCAGGAAGCUGUUCCUGCAUUGAGUUUAAGAGUCCUAAUGGGAGAUAGUGUCUCCUAAAAGCUCAACAGUGUUUUCUUUUUCUUCUCUGGCUGGGAGUAGGAUUAAAGGGAAGUGUCAAUAAUGUGAAAGUGUGUGUGUAUGUAAGAGAGAAAGGGAGACCGGUUCCUAUGACAGGACUGAUUCUGGUAGUUCAGGGACACAGUCAGUGCCUCCCCUUUACGUGCCUCUUUAGAAAAUGAAUGCUAAGGCUGCCUCAGUUAUGGCCUUCAUUGCCACAAAUCUGAAAAACUACAGUAACAGGUUUUUUUUUUUUUUUUUACUUGUAUAGAGAUUUGUAAAGGCAAGUUUUUGUUGUGUGUGUGUAUACAGUAUAUACAUGUAUUUGUAUAAAUUGUUUUUUUCUCUCUCCAUGCUACUCCUCCAUCAAUGCUUGUAUUGAAAGUCUUCUCUGUACAUUUAUUUCUUGUGUGAUGUUAAAAAUCUGUAGGUGAAUGACACAAAGAAUUGCUUUAAAGGAGAGAUGGGUCAGCCAGUUUUAUUUACAAUGAUGAGAUUGCCUAGCACUGAUGCCACAUCCCUGAUUUCCUGUUCCGAAAGAGUUGCCACCUAUUUCCACUUGCUGUAUUUGCAAUUAAAAAUAUGGCUCCAUGCAUAGUUUUGUCCUAUCCAUAAUCUCUCCACUUUAAAACAUCUCAUUCAGAUCUGGCAUUCUAACCAUUAGUGUUUUAACAGAGCCAAAGUGAGGUUGUAUGGAGAUGGUUGGUGUCUUAUCUAUCUCUUAUUUUGAGGGAAUUGGUAAUAUUGGUGCCAAAGAUUGUGGGAUGUCCUGUUUGUUGAGGCGUAUGGACCUGCCAGACAAAACUCUGAUGGUGACAUGGGGAGUAGAGUGGUUCUAUUAAGAAUGUGAAUUUCAGAAUGUGGCAUAUUCGUCUGGUCAUGCAGUCAAAAACACUCUUGGGAAUAAAAUGUUGUAAACCAUAAAGCUGAUGCCAAAGACCCCAUUGGGUUCUAAUUUUCCUCUCCCUCAUUUAUGGCUAAAACGUUAAAGUGUUUUAUGUAAUAUGUAUGCCUGUUGUUCUGCUUUGUUUUAUGAUGAAUGCUGAUAUAACACCGAUUGGGUUUACUUUGCUACUUCCUCUUUAGUAGGUUUAGAGUGGAUAAAUAGAUGCACUUCAAUGUUGCAAACAAAAUGUUUGCCUUGCAGUGCUUUAGAGUAUGGUGGUAGAAAUUUUCAAUCAUUAAUAUUAUAAAGAAAAUGCUUUGAUAUUAGUUUGUCCAACUCUUUCACAUAGAGAUAUAAUGCCUAAAAUAUGCUGUGCUCACCAAGAGCAACUUAACAGUUCCUCAAAUGUGUUGGACAAGAAUGUAAUUUUUCCUCCAGUCAAUGUUUAUUUUAAUUUUUUUUUUUAUCGAUGGUUGUUGAAAUAAAGGAGUUUUUCUAAAACGUU